GCCCUCUGUUUUAGAAUAAAUUUUCCAUAGAAGUCAGUCUCCUAAAUCCUCGCUGUAAGCCUGCUUAAGGCAUAUCCGUUAUUAGUUUAAAUGAUAAGCCUAUUAACUCACUAAGUUCCCUUCGCUCCCCUCCAUCGGCCCUCUCACAGCUAACGUCAUCUUUCUUCGGCACGCCAUUUUCGAAUUCAGAGACAAUCCAAUUUUGCCAAACUAAAACCGGAUGCCAAUUUCUGAAGCUGAGCGGUACCGUGGCAAAGAACGACCGUCAACGUCGCGGUCCGCUGCCCGGACGCCGGCCAGAGCAAAGGUCCGUCUACGACAGCUUCUUAAAGUAGCUUCCGUGGCGUGCGGUAUACAAUUCGGUUGGGCUCUCCAGCUGUCUCUUUUAACUCCUUAUGUGCAAGAGCUUGGAAUUCCUCACGCCUGGGCCAGUAUCAUCUGGCUUUGCGGGCCGCUUUCCGGCCUUUUUGUCCAGCCUUUGAUUGGUCACUUUAGCGACCGCUGCACUAGCCGAUUUGGUCGUCGGAGACCGUUUAUCGUCGCCGGUUCCGCUUCGAUUGCUAUAGCUGUAUUGCUAAUCGGAUAUUCCGCCGACAUCGGGUGGUUGCUUGGCGAUAGGGGCGAUCAAAAACCGAGAGCGAUCGCCGUGUUUGUGUUCGGGUUUUGGAUUCUUGAUGUCGCUAACAAUAUGACUCAAGGUCCUUGUAGAGCUCUUCUGGCUGAUCUCACUGGGAAUGAUCAUCGGAGGACACGAGUAGCAAAUGCUUACUUCUCACUUUUCAUGGCUAUUGGCAAUAUUUUUGGGUAUGCCACUGGAUCAUUCAGUGGUUGGUUCAAGAUUCUGCCUUUUACUGUUACCUCUGCUUGCAAUGCUGACUGUGCCAACCUCAAGUCUGCUUUCUUUCUUGACAUUGUUUUUAUUGCAAUUACUACAUUUAUAAGUAUUUCUGCAGCAAAGGAAGUGCCUCUAGGUUCACGUAACAGAUCCACUUCCCUUGCAGAAGAAGGGCCUGAACACUCAGGCCAAGCAGAAGAAGCUUUUCUUUGGGAAUUGUUUGGAACUUUCAGAUAUUUCUCAGGAACCAUAUGGGUAAUAUUGUUUGUCACAGCUCUGACAUGGAUUGGAUGGUUUCCAUUUCUACUCUUCGAUACUGAUUGGAUGGGUCGAGAGAUUUAUGGUGGCAAGCCAAAUGAAGGGCAGAAUUAUAAUGCUGGAGUUAGAAUGGGCGCGCUUGGUCUGAUGUUAAAUUCAGUUGUUCUUGGAAUAACUUCAGUUCUCAUGGAGAAGCUCUGCAGGAAAUGGGGGGCUGCUUUUGUAUGGGGGCUUUCAGACAUCCUCAUGGCCCUUUGUUUUCUUGCGAUGCUCAUAAUCUCCUUUGUGGCCAAAAAUAUGGAUUAUAUAGGCUAUGAUCUUCCACCAGAUAGCAUUGUGAUUGCAGCACUGGUUUUCUUUACAAUUCUGGGUGUUCCAUUGGCAAUCACUUACAGCGUUCCAUAUGCCUUGAUUUCUACACGUAUUGAAGCUUUGGGACUUGGCCAAGGUUUGUCAUUAGGCGUUCUGAAUCUGGCAGUUGUGAUCCCACAGGUAGUGGUGUCUGUGGGAAGUGGACCUUGGGAUCAGCUAUUUGGUGGAGGAAACUCACCAGCCUUUGCUGUUGGUGCAAUUUCAGCAUUUGCUGGUGGACUUAUAGCAAUCUUAGCUAUUCCUCGAUCUAGUGCACAAAAACCCAAGGCCAUCAUUUGAGAAAUCAUGUACUUCAGAGGUUUUCUUUCAAGUUUUCUCUUUCAUUUAUCUUUUUGGUACCCAAGGCCUCCGUUGUUAAGGCAAUUGUCCACCACACUUAAAACAACAUCGUAGCAUACACAAUAUGACAACUGAAAGGUAGAUAUUUAGUCACCAAGUUAUAGUGAGACAAGGUAUAAAUAAAAUCAGUUGAGCAUUGCUUUACUAGUACAUCAUGGAAAUAUUGCUUUACAGUUAAUAGUCAAGGGAAAGUAAGUGAAGCAUCAUUUAUAGAUCCCAGUAUUACUGGCAAGAGUACUUACCAAUCAAGAUAAGCUGACAGAGAUUUAUUCUUGGUGAAAAAAUUAAAUAUUAUUUAAAGGCAGAGUUGAUUGCCCACUGGUGGUCCUAUCAUGAUGCAUUGAAAUUUCAUCUCUGUGCUUGAAUAUGUAGUAUGAAUGUGGUGAAUUGUGCUUGGUGGCCAACAGUUAGUAUGUGAGUUGUGCUGAUUGAAACCUUGAUGGAGACAUGUCUUUUUAUGCCCUGAUUUUUUUUAAAGUUCCAUUUAGUUUCAUGGAAGACGUCCAUUCUAAUUGUUCUAUCUUCCUUCUCUCCUCUUUCUUGCUUGCAUCUGAACCUUGGAAUAAAUUCUUAUGUUUAUUGCACUUAUCAGUAUCUAUGAAAGCCUGGUUUGCUUUAAAUGCUCCCGUGCAACGCAUUCUUCCAAAGUCUGGGAAGCAUUUAAACGCCCUGUCUUUUUAGUACAAAAUGCAUCAGCAACUUGGUUUUAAAUUCAUAUAGGGAACAGAAUUUCCAUGGCCACACUAGCACAGUUCUUUAAUUUGAUAAUUGAUCUGGAAAAUAAUGGGCUAUGCUUUUUUUUUUUUAUAACAAAAGAAAAUUUACUUGAGUCAGAUAUUUUUUUUAGGAUUAAACUGAUCAACCAAGUAGGUAAAAUCUUGGAUUGUCAUAAGCCCUAUGUUAGAAAAUUUUAAUUUUAAAGAAUUUUAACAUUUCAUAACCUUUAUAUUAGGUAAGUCAAUAAGUUAAUAUUAAAAUAUCGUCGAAGGGGAUUUAAACCUUUUCAUGCUUGGAACCCCACUUCAUUGUGGCUCAAGCUAUCCCUUAGGUGCUUAACUAUAGACUUGCGUAAUUCAAGUUGGGUGAUGUGGGAAUUUCUGGGGAUAAUUUCUUCUAAAAACCAAGCAUCAACGGCCCUUUUCAGGAAAGGAAAAUAAAGGUUGUAAAAGAAGGAAUCUAUGAAUAUGUUCGAGUUUCUAGAGUAAGUAUAAUCUUUAUUAAUGUCAUGUGUUGAAGGAUCUUGUCACUGUUGUAUAUCCCUUUCCUACUCCAUCGAAACUUGCAUUUGACAUUGCUGUUUAGUUUAUUAUGGUGCCUAAAAAAAUUCUGUGUGACCUCCACUACAAUAACAACUUGGUGUAAAAUGGUUUCUUGAUUAGCUGUACAACCUAGCGAAUGGCAUCACCAAGUAAUCCUGGAACAUGCCUAUACCUGUUACUGCAAUCUGGUGUUGAUCUAUCUUUUCUGAGCCCCACUUCCGAAUAAGGAUGCUAAAUUCGAAAUGUCUUUAAAUUUAUCAUCUGAAUAAUUAAUUUCUCAUCUUUAAACUAAUUUUUGUCCAUUGGUUUUAUUGCAUGACACGUACCUCUCAUCAACAGCAACUCAUUGAGCUGGAGACACAUGGAAUCUGACAUGGUGGUAUGGAUUUCAGAGAAAUAAAUACCUUAUUUAAG
Mangifera indica (mango) is the source of this 3477-nucleotide messenger RNA. Its product is annotated as sucrose transport protein SUC4-like. Gene Ontology annotation, cellular component: vacuole; plasma membrane. Lineage: Eukaryota; Viridiplantae; Streptophyta; Magnoliopsida; Sapindales; Anacardiaceae. Bases 221 to 1744 code for a protein of 507 amino acids. The record is from RefSeq and is a predicted model, not a curated record. Gene Ontology annotation, biological process: transmembrane transport; sucrose transport. Gene Ontology annotation, molecular function: sucrose:proton symporter activity. The transcript has 6 exons.